Molecule: messenger RNA, 1641 nt
Organism: Lathyrus oleraceus (garden pea)
Lineage: Eukaryota; Viridiplantae; Streptophyta; Magnoliopsida; Fabales; Fabaceae
Product: zinc finger BED domain-containing protein RICESLEEPER 2
Exons: 5
Coding region: 1-1641 (546 amino acids)
Molecular function (GO): DNA binding
Source: RefSeq, a predicted model, not a curated record
AUGUAUACUGCUAUAACUGCUAUUGCUAUAACUGCUAUUUGCCAGCACUUGACUGGUGAGCCUAAUCAAAAUCUACCAAUUAAUGAAGUAGGUUCAGCUAUGCAACCUAUAAAGAAGAGGAAAUCUAGUGCAAGUGGUUCUAGGCAAACAUCUGCUUGCUGGGAACAUUUUAUUAGAUUACCCGAUGACCUAGUUGAUGCACCCACUGCAGCCUGCAAACACUGCCAUAAAAAAUACUUGUGUGACCCUAGGACUCACGACACCACUAAUUUGAACCACCAUAUUUUAAAAUGUUCUAAGAAGCCCUUUGUCGUGUCAACUGACUCCACACAAACUAUUCUAACCUACCCAAGUGUAGAUGGUAAACUGGUUCAAGUUAGCUCUAGAUUUGACAAGAAAGCUUGUAGAAGUGCUUUGUCAGUUUUUGUAGUUCUAGAUGAGCAGCCAUUUAGUGCAGUAGAGGGUGAAGGGUUUAUUCCAAAGGUAACACUUACUACUGAUUGCUGGACUUCUAUACAAAAUCUCAACUACUUGACCCUUACGGCACACUUUGUGGAUAACGAAUGGAAGUAUCAAAAAAGAAUUAUAAGCUUUACCGUAAUUCCAAACCACAAAGGUGAAACUGUAGGUAGGAAGAUUGAAGAAGUGUUAAGGGAUUGGGGAAUUAGGAAUGUGUCAACCAUAACUGUUGAUAAUGCCACUUCAAAUGAUGUUGCUGUGACAUAUCUAAAGAGAAAAAUAGCAAAUAUGAAUGGGUUAAUGGGGGAUGGAGAGUGUUUUCAUAUGAGGUGUUCAGCUCACAUUUUGAACUUGGUGGUAAAUGAGGGUUUGAAAGAUAAACAUUUAUCUGUAACUAGUGUUAGAGAUGCUGUUAGAUUUGUUAAGUCCUCACCUCAUAGGGCAGCCAAGUUUAAAGAAUGCAUUGAAUUUGCUGGAAUAACUUGCAAAAAAUUAGUAUGUCUUGAUGUUUCAACUCGUUGGAACGCGGCAUAUUUAAUGCUAGAGGUUGCGGAGAAGUUUCAACUCGCUUUUGAAAAGCUUGAGGAUGAAGAGUCGAGCUAUAGGGAGUUCUUUGGAAAAGGUAAUCCCCCUAGUAAUGAUGAUUGGGACAUUGCUAGGGCUUUUAGCGCUUUCCUAAAGUUAUUCUAUGAAGCAACUAAGACUUUUUCCACCUCUCAAAAUGUGAGUUUGCAUACUUGUUUUCACCAAGUGUCUGCCAUUUAUUGUGAGUUAAAGCAAGCCACUUUGAACUUAAAUGAUUUUUUUGCAAGUGUGGGUGGAGAUAUGAUGGAAAAAUAUAAUAGAUAUUGGGGAAGUCCUGAUAAGAUGAACAAGAUGAUAUAUUUUGGUAUUAUUCUUGAUCCAAGAUACAAGUUGAGUUCCAUUGAGUGGGCGUUUAAGGACAUGUAUGGAGUUGGAUCAAAGUUUGGUAGUGACUUGCCUCUUGGUAGUGGUGGAAAUAAUGUCUCCAAUGAUGAAACAAAUGCAUCUAUUGCCUGUUCAUCACUUAUGGCUAGAGCCGAUGCUUUUGAGCAACAUUUAGAGGAGCAAGACUCGAUUGAUCAACAAAAUGAGCUUGAGCCACACCAGUGUCUACUGUUGCUUCUGAAAGUGCUUUUAGCACAAGAAGGAGAGUCAUAG